CAAAAAUAGUUGCAGAGCCUUUCUUAAUUAUUUUUUUAGGCCUACAUAAGGAGGAAGAACAAUCAGAAUUGAGAUCACAGAACCAUAAGUUCCAAAAAAAUUCACAAAAACAUAACAAAAUGUUGCCUUUUCGUUAUAGCUUCGUCGUUCUGACAUUACUCUCUGUUUUGUUAACUCUAGCCUAUGGUCUACCUAGGGUAAGACCAAUCAAAGAUGUCCAACCGAAAAAAACGCUAAAGGUUCACAACCAGAUCCGAGCCGCGGUCGGGGUGGCUCCAUUGAAGUGGAACAGAACAGUAGCGGCCUAUGCACAGAAGUUCGCAAAUAGACAAGCCAAAGCCGGAGUCUGCGACUACAGCUCCAUGAGACAUUCUGAUGGACCUUACGGCGAGAAUAUCGCUGCGGGAUGGGUCCAACCUGAAGACCAAAUGAGCGGUCCGAUCGCGGCAAAGUAUUGGUUGACGGAGAAGCCAAACUACGAUUAUGCGACCAACAAGUGCAAAGAUGUUUGCGGACACUACACUCAGAUGGUGGCCAAUCAGUCGUUCAGUCUCGGAUGUGGCUCGUUCAGGUGUCAUGAGAAUGAGUUAAUUUAUAUUGUAUGUAACUAUUAUCCUAUGCCAGUGGGUGAUGAGAAUACACGUCCUUAUUGAUUAUGUUGAUGUGAAGAAAUGAUCCAUAUGGUAAUGUGAUUUGACAAUAAUUAAUAUGUUAAGUUACUGAUCCAUUAUAUGUAUAAGACUAUAAAACCAAGUUUAUGAUCUAUUGGUUUGUAUUA
Arabidopsis lyrata subsp. lyrata is the source of this 778-nucleotide messenger RNA. RefSeq names its product pathogenesis-related protein 1. The transcript has a single exon. NCBI's taxonomy places the organism in Eukaryota, Viridiplantae, Streptophyta, Magnoliopsida, Brassicales, Brassicaceae. The coding region runs from base 120 to 653 and encodes 177 amino acids. The record is from RefSeq and is a predicted model, not a curated record.